AUGCGCGCAGCAUCUGGUUUCGGUGUAGUCCUCUGGCUGCUGAUGCAGGCAGUGCAAUUGGUGUGGGCGGAUGUUUCCGUCCUGAAGCCCGAGAAAGGCGCACGUUUUUCGGCGAAGUCUGGGAAAGCUUCGCUCGAGCUUAGGUGGCGCAUUGAUGAAACUACGUACCCAAAAAAGGAUGAGAUUGAAAUAUACAAUGUGACACUCUGUGGCGGUCCGCUCAAUCAACUAACAUGCAUGAUGAACUUGGCAAAUGACGUGCUGCCGGCGGACGUGAAAGAGGACAAUGGGGAAUUGUCGCUUGACCUCACCGUGGACGCAAAUAUAGUAGCAGACGGCAUGUACAUGGUGCAGUUGACGGCGAAUGCCGGCAUUAUGGGGUACACGAUCAACUAUUCGAAGCGCUUCUACCUGGAGGACAUGACGGGCCCCAAAAAGAUCACCGUGAGCGCACCGUUGGAUCACCCUCUCUGGGGCGAAGUACACAUCACAGCCCGAAAGGACGGCGUGAAGUUUGACCCGACAGCUGAAUACGCCAGUGUCCCCUACUUGUCGCAGACAGCGAAAACACGAUAUGCACCGAUGCAAACACAGCCUGCGACAAAAAUCUCAGCCACCACGUGGGUGAACAAGCAUGAGGUAACAUCGGUGUCGUACUUCAGCGUCAUACGGAACGACCUGCUGUUCCAGGAGACCACCAUCACUCGCAGCAUAGACUACACGCUAUCGCUGUUCCACAACUACGCCACUCCGCAGCCGCACCCGUCGGAAUGGUACGACCCCAAACAGCGCCAGACGUUAUCCACGCGCAAGAUCAACCUAAGCCACCUCAGCAAGCGCUGA
Molecule: messenger RNA, 843 nt
Organism: Eremothecium gossypii ATCC 10895
Lineage: Eukaryota; Fungi; Ascomycota; Saccharomycetes; Saccharomycetales; Saccharomycetaceae
Gene: KRE9
Product: Kre9p
Exons: 1
Coding region: 1-843 (280 amino acids)
Biological process (GO): (1->6)-beta-D-glucan biosynthetic process; cell wall biogenesis; fungal-type cell wall organization
Cellular component (GO): extracellular region
Source: RefSeq, marked provisional